Molecule: messenger RNA, 3166 nt
Organism: Zophobas morio
Lineage: Eukaryota; Metazoa; Arthropoda; Insecta; Coleoptera; Tenebrionidae
Product: tripeptidyl-peptidase 2-like
Exons: 34
Coding region: 1-2997 (998 amino acids)
Biological process (GO): proteolysis
Cellular component (GO): cytosol
Molecular function (GO): serine-type endopeptidase activity; tripeptidyl-peptidase activity
Source: RefSeq, a predicted model, not a curated record
AUGUAUUGCGGAGAUUCUUCGUUUCCAGUUAGAAAAUUAAUACCUAAAGAAGAAAUUAAUAGCGCAAUUUUCUUAAGACAGAAUCCCCAGUUCGAUGGAAGAGGGAUAGUUGUUGCUGUAUUAGAUACAGGUGUUGAUCCAGCGGCUCCAGGGUUGCAAGUCACUUCUGACGGCAAACCAAAACUGCUUGAUAUAAUCGAUACCACGGGUUCAGGGGAUGUUGACACCUCUAAGGUUGUAACUCUUUCAGAAACUGAGGACUACCUCUUUUUACUUUCUGGUAGAAAAAUUAAAAUACCACCUCACUGGAAAAGUUACAAUAAAAUUUUUUUUUUGGGGAUAAAGCGCGCCUUUGAACUUUACCCAGAAGACUUGGUGAAACGCUUGAAAGACGAACACCAAAAAAAGUGGGAUCGUUUUCGCUACCAGGCAAAAGCUAAGGUUGUUGGUAAAAUUUCUUUUUGUAAAAAAAAACAAAAAGAAGCCGAUAACGAUAGCGACCAGACAGCGAAGACUUUAGAGGAUUACAAAGCACGAAAGAUAGUACUGGAGAACUACGAGUCUAAGACCUACCACGGCCCCGUUCUCGACUGCAUUGUCUUCCAUGAUGGAAAAGAGUGGCUCGCUUGCGCUCUAUUGGAAGACGAAGACCCCUUCACCGCAAAAGUCAUGGCAGACUACAAGAUCCGCCAGGAGUAUUCCACCUUCAGCAACCAGGACAUGCUCUCGUACUCGUUUAAUAUUUACAACGAGGGCUCACGUCUAUCUAUCUCCGUGUGCUGCGGGUCGCAUGGAACCCAUGUGGCUGGCAUACUGGCCGCCUACCAUCCAGAUAAUAGUGGAGUGAACGGGAUCGCUCCGGGAGCUCAAAUUGUCUCUGUGAAAAUCGGAGACACUCGGUUGGGUGGCAUGGAAACUGGAAUAAGCGUCAUACGAGGCCUUUCGGCCGUAUUGAAAAAUAAGUGCGACCUUAUCAACAUGAGCUUCGGCGAGGAUGUCCACAUGGCUGACGUUGGUCUUUUCUCGGCGUUGGCCAAUGCCGUAGUCAGGAAACAUGGCGUUGUGUUCGUCUCCAGCGCGGGGAAUCAGGGCCCUGCCCUGUCCACGGUUUCUGCGCCGGGAGGCACUACAUACUCACUAAUCUCUGUCGGAGCUUUUGUUUCUAAAUCCAUGAUGGAUGUGGAUCAUUCCAUGCGAGAGUGUGUCAAUGAGGGCUACUACACCUGGUCUUCCCGGGGCCCAGCCUAUAACGGGGACUUUGGCGUGACUAUUGGGGCCCCUGGCUGCGCAAUUGCCUCUGUCCCUGCGUUUACAUUAAAGGGGGGGCAGUUGAUGAACGGCACAUCUAUGGCAAGCCCCAAUGCCUGCGGAGGCAUCGCUCUUCUCCUCUCUGCUCUUAAAAACAAUAGUGUAGAGUAUACUCCCGAACGAAUACGAAGGGCAGUAGUGAACACCGCCCAGCUUAUGUCAAACAUGGACGCUUUUACUCAGGGCUACGGCUUGUUGAACGUACUCGGAGCUUAUGACCAUGCAGUCAAGUAUCGAGACUAUAGAGGGCAUGACGUUUCCUACGAGAUAAGAACAUCAUGCGGUCAUGAGGCACGUGGAAUCUAUAUAAGGGAGCCCUGGCAAAUGGCCGUAGAGAAAGAGGUAACAGUCAGCGUGCGGCCCGUAUUUCCAGAGAACACAGAGAACAUUGAAAAGAUCAACUACAAAGUUCUUUUUGUGCUCGAUUGUGAGGCCGCGUGGAUAAAGCUUCCCAGGCACUUCGCCCUGAUGAACGAAGAGCGCUCCUUCAAAGUACUUUUAAAAGCCAGUUCGGCUUCUCUUCCUCCUGGCCCUCACUUUACAGUGAUUAAAGGAUUCGACUCUGCGGCUACAGAGGUGGGCCCUCUUUUUUGCAUUUCCGUUACGCUUCUCGUCCCUGUCCCCUUGUCUGCCCACCGCCAUCAAUUUGAAGUCGACUUUUAUCCAGGUUACAUUUCCCGCCACUUCUAUCAAGUUCCGGACGGUUCUCGCUGGGCGGAAAUCUGCUUGGUAACGACCAUCCAAGCGGGAGGUACUAGGCAGUUUGCUAUUCAAGUGCAGCAGCUGGAAGCAAUGAAAGGGCACACGCACUCUGGGUUCAAAACCCACAUUGUGGCUUCGGACAAGAGCCCGUGGGUCAGAGUUAUACCAGUUCUUCCAGGAUUCACACUGGAGUUUUGCCUGGCGCAGUACUGGGCCAGUCUCGGCAACUGCCGAGUGAAAUGUACCGUCCACUUCCACGGCGUUGAAACUGAGGGGAGUGUUUUCAAAAUUCCCAGCGACGUGGCUGCAUUCCGUGUUUCCUACACCUGUCGUUUAGGGCCGGAGACCAUCAAGCCUUCUGGCACUUUUAAGGCUGUUGAGACUCGUAUGGCUCCCACGUCUUAUUCUCUCUCUCCAUCCUCGCACCCUCUCGACGCACUCCCGGAUGACCGGUGCAUGUAUGCCCUUUGUCUCGAGUACCCGCCUUUCAGCGUGGACAAAAAAGAUGACUUAACGCCACGUGUCACCAGCCUUAAUGGAAGGCUUUAUGAUUCAGUGUUUGCGGCUCAACUCCUCGCGAUCUGCGAUAAGUUUAACCGAGUCUUGUACUGGACCGAUUGCUACACCCAGAAACUCACCUUGCACAAAGGAGAAUAUACCGUGCGUGUGUGCGUUAUGGCGGAGAGUUUGGCCCUUCUCGAAACCAUGACGGGCACUAUCCUUGUGCUUGAAAGGAAGCUUUCGGAACCCCUAAACUUCUCUUUCUUCCCCACUUACAAUGAUGCGAUCCUCCGGAAAAACGAGUGGAAGAGGACGUUGCUCCAUAAAAACGAGCGCGGUGUCAUCUUUAUCGCGCCGCCACCAAUAAAUAAAUUGACGUUAUUUAAGAAUGGAGACGUUCUAGUCGGGAAGCUGCAUCUUUGCGAGCUUCCUUCAAAUAAAUCACUAGGGACUAUACACUUCGUUGUAACGGCUAGAAGGCGUUAACUAAUGUUUGAAUAGUUGUAUACGAGGGGAUAAAGGUCCUCUACGAAGUUCCACCCUCUGCGAAGCCUGGCAAGAGCGAGAAAACUAAACUGAAGGACGAUGAGCAAAAUUACGAGAAGCUAAAAGAGGAAAUCCUGAACAAACAGAUAGCUGCGCUGGAGAAACUGAA